UGCUGGCCAAGAAUUGCGCAUGCGCAACAUGGACAGCAUUGUCUUUGUCGUCGCCAGUCGUUGACUUGGCCAGCCGCUGCGCGUGCUCCGCAUACCGAAACAGCUGCCCAACAACGGCCCCAAAAUUGAAAAGUGUAAGUGUUGGCCGUCGGCGGCUUGGCUAUAAAAGCACAGCGUCGUCUUCCAAUUGGCAUCACAAAUCAACUGGUCAUUCACUAGCUGACAACUAACCCAAAAAUCCAAAACACCCAACAUGAAAUUCUUCGCCGUCUGCUUCUUCGCUGUUGUGGCUGUGGCUGCUGCCAAGCCGGGCAUUGUGGCUCCUUUGGCCUACACCGCACCAGCUGUCGUCGGCAGCGCCGCCUACGUGGCACCCUAUGCCUCCAGCUACACCGCCCACCAGGUGGCCCAUAGCGCCGCCUUCCCAGCUGCCUACACCGCCCCCAUCGCCGCCGCCGCCUACACCGCUCCAGUUGCUGCCGCCUACACCUCACCCAUUGCUGCCGCCUACAGCUCACCCUUUGCUGCUGCCUACACCUCGCCUUUUGCAGCACCGAUCGCCCGCUAUGCCGCUGCAGCUCCUCUGGCCUACAGCGCUCCGUUUGCUGCUCCUUAUGUUGCUCGUCCCUAUGCCGCCGCGCCCCUGCUGCUGAAGAAGUAGAGUGUGCCUAGACCAUGGAAGUAGUGCGACAUGUUUUUAGACCAUGGGCAUA
This is a messenger RNA of Drosophila montana, 713 nucleotides long. RefSeq names its product vitelline membrane protein Vm26Ab-like. NCBI's taxonomy places the organism in Eukaryota, Metazoa, Arthropoda, Insecta, Diptera, Drosophilidae. The transcript is spliced from 2 exons. The coding region runs from base 254 to 661 and encodes 135 amino acids. The record is from RefSeq and is a predicted model, not a curated record.